Messenger RNA from Entrophospora sp. SA101, 303 nucleotides. The record is from the annotation of a GenBank genome assembly. Lineage: Eukaryota; Fungi; Glomeromycota; Glomeromycetes; Entrophosporales; Entrophosporaceae.
AUGAUACUUAAAUAUCGUUUAGCUGCUCUCAAGUCAAGACAAUGCAAGUUACCUGAAAACAAGCAAUUUUGUCCUGAAGCAUUUUUAAAUGUUGUGGCUGAGAAACUUACAUAUACCGCUGUGAUGUUUAUUCAAGUGGAAUUAUUAAAUGAAUUUUUCUUUCAAUUUCCAAGAGAAGUUGAUAAUCGUCUCAUUUAUGACUUGGAUCGAAAACAAAUAUUAUCUUUUGCAAAAGAAAAUCCUUACAUUUGCAAGCAUUUGGAAUUACAAGAAAGAAAACGUAAAUUAGAAGAGGUAAUGUAA